GUCCAUUUUGUCUUCUCCUCAGCUUUAUCAGGAUGUUGCAGUGAUUGAGGUGAAACAUCUGGUCAUGAUGAUGUGGAGUUUUGGGAACCCAACCUGUGCGAAUCAGGCCAACUGUUACAGCAAUGCUUCCAAAGACUACUGCUACUCGGCCCGGAUCCGCAGUACCGUGCUGCAGGGGCUGCCCUUCGGAGGGGUUCCCACUGUCCUCGCACUGGACUUUAUGUGCUUCCUUGUUCUUCUUUUUGUCUUCUCCAUCUUGCGGAAAGUGGCAUGGGAUUACGGCCGUCUGGCCCUGGUGACCGAUGCUGACAGUGUGGCUUCAGCUCUUCAUUCUGAAACACCAGACCGUUAUGAACGUCUCACCUCCGUCUCCAGCUCAGUGGAAUUCGAACAACGAGAUAAUGGCUUCUGUUCCUGGUUGACGGCCAUAUUCAGAAUAAAGGACGAGGAGAUCCGGGAGAAGUGCGGUGAAGAUGCCGUUCAUUACCUGUCGUUCCAGCGGCACAUCAUCGGUCUGCUGGUUGUGGUGGGCGUGCUGUCGGUGGGCAUUGUUCUGCCGGUCAACUUCUCAGGCAACCUGCUGGACAACAACGCAUACAGCUUUGGACGCACAACGAUCGCCAACUUGAAUUCCGGGAAUAAUCUCUUAUGGCUGCACACGUCAUUUGCCUUCAUGUACCUGCUCCUCACCGUCUACAGCAUGAGACGCCACACGUCCAAGAUGCACUACAAAGAAGAUGAUCUGGUGAAACGAACUUUAUUUAUCAACGGCAUCUCCAAAUACGCAGAAGAAAGCCAUAUAAAACAGCACUUUGAACAGGCGUACGAGAACUGCGUCGUACUGGAAGCGCGUGUUUGUUACAACGUGGCCAAACUGAUGUCCCUCAAUGCCGAGAGGUCUGUUUUGUUCUGUGUGGUGUUGCAGGAGGAGGCCGUGAGUUAUUACACCAAACUGGAGGCCAAACUAAAAGAGGAGUACAGGAAGGAGAAGGAGAAAGUCAACACCAAACCUCUGGGCAUGGCGUUCGUCACCUUCCAGAACGAGGCCAUGACUGCAAUCAUCCUGAAGGACUUUAACGCGUGUCAGUGUCAGGGCUGUAACUGUCGUCAGGAGCCGCGCUCCUCUCAGUUCAGUGACAGUCUUCAUGUGAGUAACUGGAGCGUCAUCUACGCACCGGACCCCCAAAACGUGCGCUGGGAGAAUCUGUCUCUGGGAGGAGUUUCCUGGUGGAUUCGCUGCUUCAUCAUUAACUGCAUCCUCUUCAUCCUCCUCUUCUUUCCUCACCACUUCGUCCUCGGCCAAUCAUCAUCGCCACUAUGGACACAGUUCAAACGUCACCAUAGCCUGUGGGAUUAUCUGAACAACCCAAUCAUCACCCAGUUUUUCCCCACGCUGCUCCUGUGGGCCUUCUCCGCCCUGCUGCCCACCAUCGUCUAUUACUCCGCCUUCUUUGAAGCCCAUUGGACCAGGUGUGUCUUCCUCCCUGAUAACGGAGCGUUUUUUGUGAAUUACGUCAUCGCGUCGGCGUUCAUAUCGGAAACGCCAUGGAUCUGCUGCGGAUAUCCAGGUCUGCUCAUGUAUCAUGAUCCGGCUGGGUGUUUGCUCACUUCCCCCCCCCGCCGGCGCGAGAGACUCACCGUCAAACUUGGUUUUCGGAGCUGCCUACGCCGGAUGAUGUCUUUUCACCGUCGUUAUGACGUCAGCAUCACUGUCCAAUCACGUCCCCUUCGUGAGAUCAGUCCACGCCCCUUCCCCAUCAGCCCAUUCAGGAAACGCACAGAACAACACCAAUCAGAGAGAGAAGAGACCAACCACAAGAUGAAAAGAGGAGUACAGGGAGAACUGCGUACUGACGACCAAAGUGUGUGUGGGUCCAGACGCCUCCUGCGGUUGAGCAAUCCUCCGCCUGCGUAUUUCACAAAAGCACAGGGAGAGGGAGGACAUGCUGCAUUUGAGCAGUUAUCUUUGUUUUUCUCUCACCGAGCUUUUUGUGGUGGCAACACAGGACUGAUGUACAUGCUCCUGAAGCACCUGGUGGACAGGUACAACAUGUACUACGCUUACCUGCCCUCCAAACUGGACAAGAAGAUCCACUCUGGAGCUGUCAAUCAAGUGGUGGCCGCGCCCAUCCUCUGCCUCUUCUGGCUGCUGUUCUUCUCCACCAUGAGGACAGGGUUCUUGACUCCGACGUCCAUGUUUACCUUCGUGGUGCUCAUCAUCACCAUCGUGGUCUGCCUGUCGCACGUCUGCUUCGGUCACUUCAAGUACCUCAGCGCGCACAACUACAAGGUACGGGUUGCAGUGCUGCAGAUCGACACCAAGGACACGGAGAUCGACGGCGUGGAGAACGGACGUCCUGCUAGAUCUUCCCCGUCCAACAAAUCUCAGCAGCAGAUGUACAUCGCCCAGGUCCUGCAGGACCCAAACUCUGACGAGACCGGAGCAGGCAGCGGGAGAGAUCCUCGCAGCCCACAGGAGAUGAAUCAACGCCCGGGAACAGCCUAA
Cyprinus carpio (common carp) is the source of this 2506-nucleotide messenger RNA. Its product is annotated as CSC1-like protein 2. Bases 65 to 2506 code for a protein of 813 amino acids. Gene Ontology annotation, cellular component: plasma membrane. NCBI's taxonomy places the organism in Eukaryota, Metazoa, Chordata, Actinopteri, Cypriniformes, Cyprinidae. The record is from RefSeq and is a predicted model, not a curated record. The transcript is spliced from 21 exons. Gene Ontology annotation, molecular function: nucleic acid binding; calcium-activated cation channel activity.